CAAAAAUGCUGAAGUGCUGUGUGGAAGUGACUGGGGCUGCAGGAGUUGGAGUCGGACCUCGGGCCUGAGCCUCGAGGCCACGCUCCCGGGUGUCGUUGAUGUUUGGGGCCGACGGGCGCCCAGCGAUCGGAGCCGCUGCUGCCGCCCGGAAGAGCUGAUUGCCAGAGGAGCUGGGUCUGGAGCUGCGUUAAUCCCCUGUCUCAGGCUUUACUCUGCCAGCCUGCAGGGUACUUUCCCUGAGCUCAGUUCAUCCUCGCCAGCCACGCUGCCCGACAUCUUGUUUGAUUUAGGCUUUCUCGAUCUCUUUCUGUUGAGACAGUAUACCAGGCAUUUCAGUCGAACAAUGGAAGAGCUUGUUCACGAUCUUGUCUCUGCACUGGAAGAGAGCUCUGAGCAAGCCCGAGGAGGAUUUGCUGAAACGGCAGACCAUUCUCGAAAUCUGUCUUGCCCCCUAAAACGCCAGGCCCGGAAAAGAAGAGGGAGGAAGAGGAGGUCCUAUAAUGUUCACCACCCGUGGGAGACUGGCCACUGCUUAAGUGAAGGCUCCGAUUCUAGUGUGGAAGAACCAAGUAAGGACUAUAGAGAGAAGCAUGGCAGUAAUAAAAAGGACCGCAGUGACUCUGAUGACCAAAUGUUAGUGGCGAAGCGGAGGCCAUCUUCAAACUUAAACAACAGUGUUCGAGGUAAGAGACUUCUGUGGCACGAGUCGGAUUUUGCAGUGGACAACCUUGGGAACAGAACGCUCCGCCGGAGGAGAAAGGUGAAGCGCAUGGCCGUGGAUCUCCCGCAGGACAUCUCCAACAAAAGGACAAUGACCCAGCUGCCUGAAGGCUGUAGAGAUCAGGACAUGGACAGUGAUAGAGCAAGCCAGUAUCCAGAGUUUAUCCGGAAUAAAGUUAAGAAAAGGAAGUUGAAAGUGAUUAGACCGGGUCCAAAAACCCAGGAGGAAGGAGUAGUUUUGGAAAGUGAAGAAAUAAGCCAGACCAACAAGGACAAAAUGGAGUAUGAGGAACAGAAGGCCUCGGAUGAGCUCAGGAGUGAAAGUGACUCCAGCAGUCUCAGCAGCACUGACGCCGGCUUGUUCACCAAUGAUGAGGGAAGACAAGGUGAUGAUGAACAGAGUGACUGGUUCUAUGAGAAGGAGUCGGGAGGAGCAUGCGGGAUUGCUGGAGUUGUGCCCUGGUGGGAAAAGGAAGACCCGGCAGAGCUGGACACCAACCUACCUGACCCUGUGUUUGAGAGUAUCUUAAGUGGCUCCUUCCCUCUCAUGUCACAUCCUGGCAGAAGAGGUUUCCAAGCUAGACUCAGUUGCCUUCAUGGAAUGCCUUCAAAGAAUAUUAAAAAAUCUGGAGGGGCUCCACCUUCAAUGAUGUCUGCUCCUGGCCCUGUCAGUAACAAGAGGAUGGUUCACUUCUCUCCAGAUGCCCAUCACCAUGACCACUGGUUUAGCCCUGGGGCUAGGACAGAGCACGGCCAGCAUCAGCUUCUCAGAGAUAACCGAGGGGAAAGAGGACACAAGAAAAGCUGCUCCGUAAAAACAGCCAGCAGGCAAACGAGCAUGCAUUUAGGAUCCUUGUGCACAGGAGACAUCAAAAGGAGAAGAAAGGCUGCCCCAUUGCCUGGACCCACUGCAGCAGGAAUUGUGGGUGAAAAUGCCCAGCCAAUCCUAGAGAGCAACAUCGGGAACCGCAUGCUUCAGAGUAUGGGAUGGACACCCGGGUCAGGCCUUGGGCGUGAUGGCAGAGGGAUCUCGGAGCCAGUUCAAGCCGUUCAGAGGCCAAAAGGGUUAGGACUUGGAUUUCUUCUACCAAAAAGCACUCCUACCAGCCCUGCCCCUGCCUCAGGAAAACCUGCCUGAGCAGAAGGACAGAGAAGAGAGCCUGCAACUCGUGCCCCAUUGUUAUAACUUGAUCAUAGAGCUUACUGGGUUGAAGCUGACCUCGGUGUUGCCUCCAGCAAGCUUCCAGGCUGCUUAGCACCCUGCUACAGUGAUAGAGAUGGGAUUCCAUCACAAUUCACGGUGCUGAAGUACGAACCUCACCCUUUUACAUUUCCUCAGUUGCCAGCAGUUUCUAGACAUGAAAAACAGUCUCUUAUUUAUUUUGAUCCUACACAUCAGUUCUUUCCGCUGCCUUGUUCAAUCCGUGUGUGUGUGUGUGUGUGUGUGUGUGUGUGUGUGUGUGUGUGUGUGUGUGAUGUCGGGACAGUGGAGCAUACCCACUGGGUCUGAGAGGAUCACAUUCUCAUGAUGCCUACACUAAGUAGUUCUGUCCUCCCCUCUCCUCCCAGAUUCCCUCCCUCACAUGCAGGGAGUCAUAGGCGCAUCUGUGAAGGCUUGGUAAGCUCACAUUCCUUUGCUUUGGCUCUGAUGAGGGUUUGUAAUAAUGAUGCCCAUUACUUUUUUCAACAGUGUAUCAUAAAUUCACAGUGACAGAUAGCAAUCAGUGUUUCCUCUGACAUUUCACAAGAGCUAAUGUCACUAUUGUCACUGUUAUCAUCAUCAUCACCAUCACCCAACUGCUGUCAGUGUCACUCUGUGUAGAGCUUAGACACUUUACCUCAUCGCUGCUCGCCGUCGUCACCAGAGCGCUGUCAGCGUCACUCCAGUGUAGAGCUAUACACUUUACCUCAGUUAGGACACAAAGUCAUUCCUAAAGGAAAAUGUAUUUGUAAAUUCAUCCUGACUGAACUGUAAACCCUGCCCUCCAGAUGUCUACCUCUUCCCAAAGGCUGGGGUUUAAGGAUCAGCUCCAAGAUGAAGAAGAGUGGCUGGCUCAAGGUUUAGUCACUGAAGUAAAUUGUUAAACUCUUGAGUCAGUUUAUUUGAAGAUUUAAAUAGCUUUUCCCAAAACUGAGAUGUCUGGUAAUGGCCUAAUCCACUUACCAAGAACAGGAGAAACUGAGGACCCGUCACUCUCAGACUAAAACACUUAAAAAUUAAGCGAAACACUAUGUUCUUUCCAUUCUGUUUCUAAGUCAUUCUCUUCAUAAUGUCAGAAAUUUUCAGUUGUCCUUUUCAGAAAAUACUGAUUUGUUAUAAUCUUCAUUAAAAACCCUGAUAAUUAUUGUCACUUACAAUGGUCUCCUUUGUCCUUGGACCAAGCAGUAUGAACUUAAGUUUUGUAAACUGAAAAAAAAAAAAAAUAUUUAAGGCAAGAGAAAAGCUUUAAGCAGUUUAACAGACCUUUUCUAUGUGGUCCUCAAUUUAAAAAUUUCAGCCUCUGUAGUCUGACAGAUGUCUGCAUUUCUGCUAGGAACUGUCUUCCCUAGGAAGUGUUCGUGGUAAGAAGUGGGCUGGCUAGGACACAGGUGGACAGCCAUUUGUGCCUUGCGGAACACUGUGUUGGGGAAAGCAUUGCUGCUGGAACAAGCUCCUCAUUAGCAAACUGCCAUUUUUCAUAGCUGUCUUUCUAAAUGCUUACUGUAUUCAUGUAGGCGGGAAGAUGGAAGAGACUGGACUCAAGGGUCUAUUCCAAACUUGUGUGCUCCUCUUUGAAUUUUAUUUUUUGAUGGUCUUGUAAAGCCCUAGGAAAGGACUUUUAAAGGCUCAGUUUCGAGCCCGUGAGAAGCAGUGAGGCCACUGCACUCUUGGCUGCAGGCUCCAGAGGAGGUGGUUCCUGUGUCCUACCAUUUCCUAGAGGAUGCACAGGAGUAGCCCAUGUGCCACACAGUGGGGCUCCGUAACUGCUGUCUCUGAGCGCUUUCCAUCACUGCCCUCCAAGACAGUGUGAACCGUCUGCUGAGGCUUCUGCAGCAAGGUUCUCACAAGCUGCUGUGACACCAGAGUUCUACUUUCACACAUGAAAACUCUUGACUCACAGGGGACUGGGGACAGUUCUUACUCUACUAGUGUUUAUCUGUUCAGAGUGGAUGACCAGCACUUACAGGAGAACCAGCAGCCCCCAGCCCACUGCCAGCUGCCAACAGGCAUCCUUCAACAUUCAGUCCAGUCCUUAUAAAGAGCAGCAAGAUACGAUGCUCUGGUACGCCUGACCAGAGCUGAGAAGUAAACACGGUUAAAAUCCGAAAAUUUCAUGUGAAUCAAAUGUCUGCUUGGGACAUGAAUCCCACUGGUUUACAAUUAGUAGAGAUUAACAAAUUGUUGCCAGUUCAAAUCAGUUCCUGGAGUCCACAUCAAUGGAGUUCAUGAUUUUAAAUGUAUCAUUCAUAUCACUUUUAAAUAGUCUUAAGAGAUUUCCCCUGCAUCCUCAUGAAUCCACCCUGCUUUUCUGCAAGCUAGUCAGUUAGAGUCUCCUCCCUUCCCAUUCAUUUCCUAUGGUAGCCAAAGAAUCUAAGCAUAUCUGUGUUUGCAGUGUGACUCCACGGUUGUGUGUCUCUGAUGUUGAUCAGAUGUGGGCUGCAGUUAUUCCCUCCCUUCUUCCUUGCCUAAAUAAAAUGUAUAAGACUGAAUUCCCCUUAUAUUCAUUUCUAUUUUUUUUAAUAAAUGAUUUAGUGAGUUUAAAAGUGGCCAGCUAUGCUAACACCCACCUAUAUCCCCAGAAGUUGGGAGAUUGAGGCAGGAUUGCUAUGAGUCCAAAGCCAACCUAGACUAUGUAGUGAGUUCCAGGACAGACAGAGCUGUAUAGUGAUACCCUGUCUCAAAAAUAAAUAUCAAUGGAAACCCAUUGCUAAGUAUAACUUACCCAUAAAUUGGGCACCAUGUUUAAACACAGUGGUUUGGGAUUAAGUGGUUUGUGAUUAAGCAGACGAAAAGUUGAGACGGCAGGGUUAAAUGUGCAUCUUUGAAUAUGUGUACACAUGGUUGCAUUUGCAGCCAGAGUUUGUUUGCAGUAUACAGACAUGAUUGAGAAGUUCUGCCCUUCAUUCGUGUUCAGCAUUUCAAAUUGGUAUUCAGUGCAUUUCAUUUUGAGCAGAUGUUUCAUAAGCGAGUAAUCGUUGAAAUACUUUUAAAACCAUUUUAACUUGUAUUUUGUCUUUCAGAAAGAGAAAUGAUCUACAUUAGUACUGUAAAAUGAAGUUAUUAGCAAGGAAUACUUUGAUUUUUUUUCUUUUUGUAGAAAACUUAUUGGUUCAACAAAGAAGUGAAAGAAUAAAGCAUAGUGAGA
Arvicanthis niloticus (Nile rat) is the source of this 5066-nucleotide messenger RNA. It is a transcript of the gene Gpatch2, whose product is annotated as G-patch domain containing 2. Gene Ontology annotation, molecular function: nucleic acid binding. Lineage: Eukaryota; Metazoa; Chordata; Mammalia; Rodentia; Muridae. The record is from RefSeq and is a predicted model, not a curated record.